Molecule: messenger RNA, 2171 nt
Organism: Marasmius oreades (fairy-ring Marasmius)
Lineage: Eukaryota; Fungi; Basidiomycota; Agaricomycetes; Agaricales; Marasmiaceae
Exons: 4
Coding region: 52-2001 (649 amino acids)
Biological process (GO): magnesium ion transport
Cellular component (GO): membrane
Molecular function (GO): magnesium ion transmembrane transporter activity
Source: RefSeq, a predicted model, not a curated record
CACCUUACCUUACAUGCAACCUCCAUCCUGCCAGUGCGAGUAACUUAUCGUAUGGCCGAAACACACAUCUCUAUUGCGUUAGGGAUUACUAUCGGCUUACUUGCCUCCUUCGUGCAAUCAUUAGGCCUCACGAUACAACGCAAAAGCCAUGUUUUAAACGGUCAACUUCCAGAACAUGAACAACGCUUGGAGCAUCGACGACCCCUCUGGCUUCUCGGAUUUGCCAUCUUUAUAUCGUCCAAUAUUCUGGGUUCUUUGGUACAAAUCGCAUCCUUACCUGUCGUUAUAUUGGCACCUCUUGGUGCCGUAUCCCUUCUUUGGAAUGCUUUUUUUUCUCGGAUUCUCCUGGGUGAUGUUUUCUCGGUAUGGAUGGUGGUCGGUACUCUUUUGAUUGCUGGAGGGGCCGUCCUCAUAGCCGAAUUUGGAAUGGUACCGGAACCCACACGAUCACUGCAAAACUUAUUGGAUCUAUUUCGGCGACCGACUUUCGUUAUCUACUUUUCCCUCCUUGGUGUUGUCGUUGCAAUCAGCCUAGCCAUUACGCACCUCACCGAAUACCGACUUUAUAAAUUGUUUUCCCAUGUUACAGAACCGUCCACCCCACGCACUCCUCCAACUCACCUUUCUAACCCUUCAAAUCUCACUACAGGCGUGACCCAGACUGUUGAAGAUGUCAUAUCUUCAGAGCGCACUCCCCUUCUUCCCAAAUCGACGGAAGUCGCGUCACGCGCACCGUCCUUUGCGUCUACAAGGAGCCUGAAAGACGGUGCAUACUCUCCAAAUUUUCAUCGCACUAGGCUAUUACUAGCGAUAUCCUAUGCUUCAUUCUCUGGUAUUCUAUCAGGAAUGUGCUUGUUAUUCGCCAAGAGUGGCGUUGAGCUGCUACUUUUGACCAUACAAGGCGAUAAUCAAUUUUGGAGAUGGGAAUCUUGGGUACUUGUUCUAGGACUUGUGGUGUUUGCACUACUUCAGUUGUGGUAUCUCCAUAAAGCGUUGAUAUUGGCAGAUCCAACACUAGUGUGUCCUUCGGCUUUCUGUUUCUACAAUCUCUCGUCCAUCGUGAAUGGCUUGGUCUACUUUGAUCAGUUUUCCCUCAUCGCCCCUUUGUAUCUUUGCCUCGUCGCGUUAGGAAUAGUCAUACUUCUGGCAGGAGUUUGGGUUGUCAGCAUACACGCAGGGGGAGGGGCGGUGGAUCUGUCAUGGAACAAUUCCACUGAACUUGUCUCGGACAUUGAAGAUAGUACCAGUCCGAUUGACAUUGAAGUAGGCGAGUCAAGUCACUGGACACCGACCCAUCAGGACCCCAAUGGUGAGGAUGGGGGCUCCACAGAAGAGUGGGGGACGAUGUCCGAGCCACUUUUGAAUUCCAACGCUUCUACCCCGGACAUCCUCGCGACCCCAAGAACAAUAUCCCACACAUCUCCAACAUUUGGACCCGGAUCUAAUUCGAAACAUACACGGUCACGGACAAAUACAAUGCAUCGACGAAGGCCAACAUUGGAACCGUCGUAUACCCAAUCCUCCACGUACAGACACAACCGUAUUUCCUACUUUAAUUCUUCUAAUACACGAGGGCCAUCACUGUCUCCUCCACUCCCGAGUGUUUCUGCCUUGGCCGGGGCAGGAUUUCAGAUCGGACUGUCACCUGUCAGUCCGGGUUUCGUCAUCGUUCCAAAAGAAAGGCGAAGGAGGAGCAGUAACUUGAGUACAGGUGUUGGGUCCACUCUCAACGGUGAUGAUAGCGUUCUCAGUCCAGGGAUUGGCAUCGGGCACCCCCGGCAGAGACGGUCCUGUGAUGACACGGACGCAAGACGGAGGACUGUUAGCGAAGGAGAUAUGAUCAGGAGGGCCGCGGUUGCUCCUUCGAUGCAAAAUCGGACAGAAGAUCUCUCUGUGCCCCAGUCUUUGGAUACCAAUAAUGAUGAACGGCCGGCCUCAGGGAGUGCGGAAGGAAGAGGUGCUAGAGCGUGGAAAUGGUUUGGAAAAACCGGAAAGAGAUAAAGAGAGUAGCUAGGGCCUCGUAAUUUUUGUAUUGCAGGUCAUGAUGUUGUCCUGAUAUGAGAGAUGUCGUCAGUAGGUAGAUGAACGGAUUUUUAGGGCUUAGAUUUCAUUUAUGUUCAUCCAUAUGGAUGAUAUAUUGAAGAAGCGCUCACACUUGAGGUGGGAAAUCG